AUGUCGCAGCAUUUCAGAAUCGGGUGCCGCGACGUUGUGCAACUGCCACCUAUACGAGCUGGCCCUACACCGCCCGAGGUUCCUGGACCCCCCCACUCGAAUGACGUGGAAGAUGCCACGCCUCUCUACGCACCCAAUUUGCCACCUUUCGUUCGCCGAAAUCCCUCGUACCGGUGGGAGGCGUCAGCUCUGGUGUCGUUCUCAAGCGAUGGGGCCUUUUGUGUCACCCAACCUGUUAUUUGUUUGCCAUAUAAAUAUAAUCUGACGGUGACAUUCGAGACCUAGCCUCAAACUACCUCCCAUCAGCCACGAGCCAGUGCCAAUCCAUCCCAGGCUCCGACUCGCUUUCCUCGCCCCUACAUACGCAUCUGUCAUCCCUGCAUCACCAUGGCCACUUUGAGUCCCAGAGUCAACAACAGACACGGCCACUCCAAUAGUAUAGGCAGCUUGACCGGCGGCAUCGACAACGGUGCCGGGGGCAUCUUGGCCCCCAGUCUAUCUCACCAAUCCGUGCACAGCGAGACCCGUCAAAGGCGUUCAUCCUCGAUCAUCCAGCACUUGGAACCCGACAACUUGGAAACCAUCUUCCUCAACUUUAUCAACGUCUUGGACAACAACUGGAACUGGACCCUCACCAACUUGACCUACAACAUAGGCUCCUACAUCAUGUUUCACCAGGUCAAAGGUACCCCCUUCGAGUUUAAUUCGGGUGCCUACGACAAGCUUACAAUGUGGGAACAGAUCGACAACGGCGACCAGUACACCCCCACCAAGAAGUUCUUGAUGUUGGUGCCUAUUGCCUUGUUCUUGAUCAGCACCCACUACUCCAACUACGACUUGAAUUUGUUUAUUUUGAACGGGGUCAGUUGUUUGUGCGUCGUGGUUCCAAAGUUGGCAUUUGCCCACAGAUUGAGAGUGACUUUGUAUUAACUCGAAUUUAAUCGAUAAUUUAUGAGGAUGUAGUAAUAAACACAAAAUUUAAUAUGACCGCAUCGUGUACAAUUAAUGUCUACUAAUAUUAGUGUUGUAGCACCAA
Molecule: messenger RNA, 1036 nt
Organism: Suhomyces tanzawaensis NRRL Y-17324
Lineage: Eukaryota; Fungi; Ascomycota; Pichiomycetes; Serinales; Debaryomycetaceae
Gene: ORM1
Product: sphingolipid homeostasis protein
Exons: 3
Coding region: 388-930 (180 amino acids)
Biological process (GO): intracellular sphingolipid homeostasis; negative regulation of ceramide biosynthetic process; ceramide metabolic process
Cellular component (GO): endoplasmic reticulum membrane
Source: RefSeq, a predicted model, not a curated record